AUGUCUAACCUAGAUGUGGAGGCCCUCCUGGACGCGACCGCCAACGGAGCGACAGACCCGAAGCCGACAACAGACGCCGACGACCAGUCGAACCGAGACCGCUCCGAGAGAAAGGAGCGGGACCGCGAGCGCGAGCGCGACCACGACCGCCGACGCCGCGAGCGCCGCGAUAGCGCAUCGCGCAGCCACCGAGGCACCCCCGACGAUCACAAGGCAGACACGCCGCGGAGCGACGCAGGAAGCCACAAGAGUAGGCGACGAAGCAGAAGCCGCGAUGAUGACCGCCGUCACUCACGCCGUCACAGAGAUGGCGACUACUACCGCGGCAGCGGCGGCGGGCGCGGCGCCCGUUCGCGCUCCCGUUCGCGCUCGCCGCACAGGUCGCGCCGCGGCCGUGACGACCGCGACUACCGGGACCGUCGCGAACGGGACCGCGACCGCUCCGACCGCUAUUCUGGAGAUCAUCGUCGUGGCCGCGACGACGACAGGCAUACGCCGUCCAAGCGCGAUGGCACGCCGCCGCUUACCGAAGAUGAGCGCGAUCGGAGGACCGUUUUCGUCCAGCAGCUGGCCGCCCGCCUGCGCACUCGUGAGCUGAAGGAGUUUUUCGAAAAGGUCGGCCCCGUCAACGAAGCCCAGAUUGUGAAGGACCGCAUCAGCCAGAGAUCCAAGGGAGUUGGUUAUGUUGAAUUCAAAUCCGAAGACACUGUCACGCAGGCGCUCCAGCUCACCGGACAGAAGCUGCUAGGUAUCCCUAUCAUCGUUCAGCUUACCGAAGCCGAGAAGAACCGUCAGGUUCGCACCACGGAAGCAGCCGGUACACAGUCGAACUCGAUCCCCUUCCACCGCCUCUACGUCGGGAACAUUCACUUCAACGUUACGGAGCAGGACUUGCAGGCCGUUUUCGAGCCCUUCGGCGAGCUCGAGUUUGUCCAGCUGCAGAAGGAUGACACUGGCCGCAGCCGCGGCUAUGGCUUUGUGCAGUACCGGGAUGCAGGCCAGGCUAGGGAGGCCCUCGAGAAGAUGAAUGGGUUCGACCUUGCCGGUCGUCCCAUCCGUGUCGGUCUCGGAAACGAUAAGUUCACCCCAGAGAGCACUGCCAACUUGUUGCAGAGAUUUUCAGGCCGCGAACAGCCCUUCCAGGGCUCUGCCUUUUCCGGCGCCGGUGGCCGUGGCCCUCAGAACUCGACGUUCGACCGCGCGGGCGGCCGCGACAGCGAAAAGUCGGGCGGCGCCAGUGCCCUCGACGACACGGAUGUCGCCGGUGUCAACUUUAACAACUACAGUCGUGAUGCCCUCAUGAGGAAGCUUGCCAGGACUGACGACGCGAGCAACGCCGUAGAUGAGCGCCAGACGCUGAAGCCCAAGACGGAGACUAAGCCUCUCCCGGUCAACGUGAACAUGGCCAGUCGUUGCGUCGUGCUGCACAACAUGUUUGAUCCCGAAGAGGAAGAGGGUGAGGACUGGGCCAAGGAGCUCGAAGAUGACGUGCGCCAGGAGGCCGAGAGCAAGUACGGCCGCGUCGUUCACAUCUCGGUAGACCCCAACUCCAAGGGCGACAUUUAUCUCAAGUUCGACAAGGUGCAGGGUGGAGAGAAUGCCAUCAAGGGAUUGAACGGCCGUUACUUCGGCGGCAGGAUGAUCGACGCGUCACCUGUUGUAGAUGCGGUCUACAGCAGUUUGUUCUCUCGCACCAGAGCGAUCUAA
Messenger RNA from Verticillium nonalfalfae, 1707 nucleotides. RefSeq lists its product as uncharacterized. Gene Ontology annotation, molecular function: RNA binding. The transcript is spliced from 4 exons. The coding region runs from base 1 to 1707 and encodes 568 amino acids. Gene Ontology annotation, cellular component: nucleus. Gene Ontology annotation, biological process: mRNA processing. NCBI's taxonomy places the organism in Eukaryota, Fungi, Ascomycota, Sordariomycetes, Glomerellales, Plectosphaerellaceae. The record is from RefSeq and is a predicted model, not a curated record.